This is a messenger RNA of Penicillium chermesinum, 1524 nucleotides long. RefSeq names its product putative JmjC domain protein. The transcript has 2 exons. The coding region runs from base 1 to 1524 and encodes 507 amino acids. Gene Ontology annotation, molecular function: 2-oxoglutarate-dependent dioxygenase activity. The record is from RefSeq and is a predicted model, not a curated record. Lineage: Eukaryota; Fungi; Ascomycota; Eurotiomycetes; Eurotiales; Aspergillaceae.
AUGAGUGUUUCCAAUGCGGUUACCCGCGCAUUGUCCGCCAUCUCCAACCCAACCCUCGAUGACCCUAUCCACCAAUGCAGCGACCAGCUCACAAAUCCUCUUUUGAAUGACGUCAAUGGGGCCCUUGAGCUUGCCGACGCGAAACUACGCGUCUUUCCUUUCAAAGAUGUCCAGACCUGCUGGAGGCGCCUCUAUACCGACGCGUCGAUCCUGAAAGCAUGCCUUAUCAUUAUAUCUCGCUGCGGGCUUAGCCAGCAGGGUGACCUUGCUCAUGGGCAUGAAAUCAACGCCUCCGAGCUGAUUCAAGAACUGCAGGAUGUGGAGAUGGAAACCGGUAUUGAUCCACAAGCAGCUUGGCUGGACGAGGUUGUGCAUACCCUGGAUAGAGCGUUGAUCAUGACCGGUGCUCCGCGGCGGGAGGCGGUCAUUGAGUCCCUGCUUGGGGCGUUACAGGAAGCUACAGAAGGCAAUUCCGAGGGAGAGGAGUCCACAGGCCAACCACAUCUGGAGCAUCCGGUUACACGCCUGUCAGCCCCUUCCUUCGAAGAGAUCCAGGAUCACAUCGAGGAAGUCCGCACUCCGCUCGUGAUCACCGACGCAGUGGACCAUUGGCCUGCCAUGUCGACCCGACCAUGGAAGUCGCGCGAUUAUUGGUGGGGCCGUACAUUCGGGGGCCGCAGGCUUGUGCCUGUGGAAGUCGGCAGAUCCUACACAGACGAAGGAUGGGGUCAGAAGAUCAUGGAGUUUCGGGAAUUCGCCGACACCUACAUCUGGAAUGGUGAUCUUGGCAUCAAGAGCCCACAAAAGAAGGCCAACAACCCGGAAGUCCACGAAACGGGUUACUUGGCCCAGCACGACCUGCUUUCCCAAAUCCCGGCCCUGCGCAAAGACAUUGGGAUCCCGGACUACUGCUUCAUUGACCCACCAGGCCCUGAGCCUGGCACACCGGUCUACGAAAGUAAACAGCGCGAACGGGACGCACGCAAAGAGUCUCAGAAGGGACCAGCUGACCCCGAUCUUCCUGCCGGGGCGAGCUCCCCGAACGCCGAAGACAAUGAACUGGACGCAGAGUCGCCCGUGGGGAUCCCCAGCAAUCCAAUAAUCAACACCUGGAUGGGUCCCCUGUGGACCAUCUCACCGCUUCAUCAUGACCCUUACCACAAUGUGCUCGUGCAGGUGGUCGGCACAAAGUACAUACGGCUGUACUCGCCGCGUACGCCUGCAUCGCAGAUCCACCCUCGCGGCAAAGAAGUGGUAACAUCUAGCGAAAAAGGCGGACCGCCGGACGCAAAUCCCAGCGAGAAGCUCAUCGAUAUGUCCAAUACCUCCAAGGUUGAUGUGGCCGCCAUUGAACUUUCACCUGCAGAAGCGGAUCAGUGGGAAGAGCUGUGGCCAGGGUUUCUGCAGGCGCCGUAUGUGGAGACGGUCCUACAUGAAGGGGAGUCUCUCUACAUCCCUGUCGGGUGGUGGCACUAUGUACGUGGGUUGCGGGGAGGGGUGAGCGUGAGUUUCUGGUGGGAGUGA